CCUCCUCGCCUCUGCCCGGCCUCCUGCGGCCACGUCGUUCUCCGCUUCUUGCCGCCUUGCCGACCGGUUCUGGCUCGCGCCGCGUCACUUUGCCGUCGCGCCACGUCGCUUCCGUCGUGGACGCCGACGACUCGGCCGACUCGACCAGUCUCUAUUCAGCGCCGCUUCCGGGGCCGCACUCGUCGACGUCGACGUCGGCGUCGCUGCUGGUGCUGCUGCUGUUGGGCGGUCGGCAGGACGGCGACGCGCCUGACGCCGCCUCGCUCGGCUCCAGGCGAGGUCCGCUCGACUCGCAGACCCUUCCACAAUUGCGACUGUCCGGCACCGGCACCAGCGGCGGCCGCGGCCGCGUCCAAGCCUCGGAAGAGGCAGAGGCGCGCCAGGCCAGACGACUUUCCGUCGGACCCGAUCGCGGCUUGGGCUCGCCGUUCGACCGGCUCAAGUGGAGACUCAAGCGGAUGGUGCGCAAGAGGCCGCCGUUCGGUAAGCCUCUCCGACUGCGUCGUCUCGUCGAAAAGCUCCAUUUCGCACGACUCCACUUUCCGCUUGAACGGACACGGCUUGGUUGA
Molecule: messenger RNA, 569 nt
Organism: Protopolystoma xenopodis
Lineage: Eukaryota; Metazoa; Platyhelminthes; Monogenea; Polystomatidea; Polystomatidae
Source: the annotation of a GenBank genome assembly